CUCUUUUAUAUCAGUAAUUCCAUAUUAUUGAAUUGAGAGAAGGAAAAAAAAUGGGGUUUCUGAAAAUUUCAGUUUUGAUUGUAUGCAUGCUUGUCUUUGAGAUGGGUGUGUGUAGCAACGCGCAGAACUCACCACAAGACUACCUGGACGCGCACAACGCCGCACGCGGCGCCGUGGGCGUCCAGUCCAUAACGUGGGACGACCAGGUGGCGGCGUACGCUCAAAGCUACGCUAACCAGAGGUCCGGCGACUGCAGACUCAUCCACUCCGGCAGCCAACAGUACGGGUACGGCGAAAACAUAGCGUGGGGCAGCGGCGACUUCAUGACGGGGAAGGCGGCGGUGGAGAUGUGGGUUGGCGAGCGGCAGUACUACGACCACCCCACCAACUCUUGCCACGCGCCGGCGGGGAAGUCGUGCGGGCACUACACGCAGGUGGUUUGGAGGAACUCCGUCAAGGUGGGGUGCGCUAGGGUUCAGUGCAGCAACGGCGCCGGAUACUUUGUCACCUGCAACUAUUCUCCGCCGGGCAAUUAUGUUGGCCAGAGCCCUUACUAAAUUUAAAUGAAAUCUGGGAUAGAUUUUCAUGAAAUAAGCACGUACCCAUGCAUACAUUGCAUGUAACCAUGCUUAAUAAACUCUAUAAGUGUUAUGUUUUUUUUUUUUUUUGGGAGGGGGAUUACGACUAAAUCCUCAGCCACUAUCUGUGAUUCUGUGAAUGUUCUAUAAAUGUUAUGUUUGUUGUCAAUCCAUUCAGUAAUUAAAUACGAGAUAUUAUCACA
Messenger RNA from Ipomoea triloba (trilobed morning glory), 781 nucleotides. Its product is annotated as pathogenesis-related protein 1A-like. The transcript has a single exon. The record is from RefSeq and is a predicted model, not a curated record. Gene Ontology annotation, cellular component: extracellular region. Lineage: Eukaryota; Viridiplantae; Streptophyta; Magnoliopsida; Solanales; Convolvulaceae. The coding region runs from base 51 to 557 and encodes 168 amino acids.